AUGGAGGAUAAUUACGACGAGGAGGAGGAGGAGGGUGAAGAUGUCCCCAUCACCACCACCAACAACAACAACAAGGACGCUGCGAACACAGUUGCGAACAAGCAACCUACUGUUCCUACGGUCGAAAUGAAAAAAGUUGUGCAACCGACGACGGCGAUCGGGGGAACCGCUUCCGAUAAAGUGGGAGAUGUUUUCGUCCAUCAUCAUCCGUCGAUGAAACCGGGAAGGAUUCUGCGAUUUACCGAACUGAUGCACCCUCAGAAAUCUUUGGAGGAGGAGAGAGAAGUCGCGAGAGAGAGAAGAAGACAGAGGAAGAAAGAACGAGAAGAGGAGGAAGGCGAAGAGGGAGAAGCAACGAGAAGGCUGGAAGGAGAAAACGACGACGCCAGGGAAGAAACGGACGACUCAGAAGAGGAAGAGGAAGAGGGAGAUAACAGUAUGGAGGGUGAUUCCGACAACGAGGAUUUACAUGGAUUUCAUUACAGAGGCGAGAAGCUUCUACCAAAAGUCAAUCAAGUGAUGCUCGAUCAGGACUUGAACGACGAUAUCGAUCGAAAGUGGAGACCGGGCGGGAGAGUGGAUCGAGACGACGUGUCGUUAGCAGCGAGAGUAGCUGAGAUGUACGCCAGCGAGAAGGAGGCGAUGCGAGAGGCGAUGGCGGAUGCGUUAGAUAUUGAUGAGAUCAAGAAGAUAAAGGUCACGGAGUUGGAAAAGGAGAAGUUUCUGGUCGGCGUGGAACAGAAAGAUUGGGAAGACGACAUCAUGUGGGACGACGAAGGAGGAGCGGCAGAUGAGGAGCAGAGAAGAAGAACUGCGGGUAGUGCAACUUUUCAGGCGAGUGCAGCGGAACGAGAACAAAAGGAAGGAAUAGCGGUAGUAGGAAUAGCAGAAAAAGAAAAAGACUCCAACAAUGAGGAGGACGUGGAGGAUGCGGAAAACGACAGUAAAAAUCGCAAGUCGGUCGUUUCUGUGCCCAAGUUAGAUAGCGCGACAAUACAUGCAUUGAAAAGCUCUCACGUUAAGAACUGGGGUGAGUAUACGGAACAACCCGAUGACGAAGAUUCAAAAUCGACGGCGUCUCUGGAAUACUUCGAAGCGCCUGAUGCGAAUUCGUUUCAAACCUUACGUCUGUGGACAGAGAUCGACGGGAAUAACAACAACACGAAGAACAUGAAAGAAGAAUCGCACAAAUUUUCAAAUCCAAACGCGGCAAUGCAAGAUCCGAAUUCACUCGCGUCUGGAGGUUCAAAGGAAGAUAUCAAAGUUCUCGGGCAAGCCGAAGCGCGUGCGCAAAGCGGCGGCUCGCAUCGAUUAGCCGGUUUAGAUAAACUCGUCGUUCGCAUAGUCGGUCAGAGCGAUUUACCGCCAGAGGCCGCAAUGUUCACGGCGGAAGAAUAUGAAAAAGCAGACGCUGCUGCUAGGAAGCACGAACAAACCUAUCAAGAGCGCGUUUCGAGAGAGCUUCAAGAAUGCGGCGCGCUCGAAAUGUUGAAACGGAAGAACCAGGAGUUGCUUUCUGGCGAUUGGGUGGACGAAGUUUCAUGGGACGGAAAUCCAGUGCAUGUGGACGAUAUCGGCGAUCCUUCGAAGAUGUUUAGCGAGCUACGAAUAAAUCCAAACGAUCCCGAUCUCGACUUGUACGCGGAUGGCGAGCUCGACGGUUCUGAGUUUGCGAGAGCGACUGCGAAAGUUUGGAAAUCGCGUGAUUUACCGCCGGUAGCUGACUUUGAGAAAGCUCUGAAUAUUAGUAUAGACGAAGCGUACGCACCAGAAGUUCCCGAGGAAGGCGACGCGCGCGAGCGUACUCGACCAGGGCGUUUGGAAGGAAUCAUACACUCCGAUUUUGUGUACCAAAAUCCUCCGACUUUGAACAGAGAUCCAAUGGAUUACCCGCGACCUCCCCCAGUUUUAGAAGUGCAGCCGCCACAAGCGACGAAGAAAAAAAUUGGUUUUAUGGGUAUUCGCAUAGCUGGGCCUUCGGCAGACGAAACAUUCAAGAUUAACGUGAAAUCGUUGACGCUCGAUAGCGCCGUCGCGACGUUGAAAGUAAAGUCCUCCGAAACUGUGGGAUCUAUCAUUCAACGCGUUCGAAAACGUUGGCCAGAACUCGAAGGUGAUUUGUCCUUGUACUUUCCUAAAGCGGGAGUGGAGAAACAAGAACCGCUGGAUGAAUCCACGAGCUUGAAAGACUGUGGCGUCAAACCUCAAGUUGGUGCUCCGAUAUUAUGCAUCGAGUCGACUAAAGUACAUGUGGUUUCGGAAGAAAUCGCGACGAUGCGCCCGAUAGACGAUCGCGCCUUGGCACCUCCUGGAGCGUUUAAGAAACCCUCCGAUCUUUCCAUUGAAGAUGGUCACAUUAUGCUCGUCAACUAUGCCGAGGCAGAUCCCCCGCUCAUCGCUAAACCGGGCAUGGCGGCGAAGAAAGUGACGUAUUACUUGAGAAAAUCCGCGGGUGAUCAAGGCGCCAGACCUUUGAUGGGAAAAAGCGGGCAAGUGUUUGAUUUAAAACCAAACGCGCCGUCACCCUUUCUAUCUGGUUUACCUCCUGGUAUACCUGUAAAUGUCUUAGAAACGUCCAUGUACCGCUCUCCACUGUUUGAUAGGACGCCAGAUAUGGACGACGACUCUCAACCUGGAAUGUUUCUGCUUGCCAGAGGACCUACGGGCAAAUGGAGCAUGCGGCAAGUGCCUCAUUUCUUCGUCGCUGGCCAAAUGGAACCACACGUUGAAGUCCCAAUGCCAGGAUCGUUAGAGUGUAUUGAUAUUGAAGAACGCAUGGUCAACGCGACAGUUUUGAAACAUUUCUUAGAGCUUCAAAAGCGAACUACUCCGGAAGAUGCGCAUCUUCCGAAACUCGUCAAAGUGUCGGACAUAGCAGCCACUUUGAAUAAUGUCUUGACUGAAGAUCAAAUUCGAUCCAAGUUACGCCUCAGAAUUUGUGCACCAGUCAGAUCGAGAGAAGGGAUUAGUAAAGAAGAUUAUGCGUUAAACCCAGAGUACCGAUUCGAGCACGAAAAAGAAAUUCAAAAAAUGUGCACGCCUGAAGAUAUUUGCGCGUACGAAUCUAUGCGUCACGCUAUCACCGAACUCAUGCAAGAUCGAACGCCCGAACAAGUGAAAAGAAUGAAAAAACUUUUGGCAGUUGAUUUUCAGUCCUUAACGAACGCCGUGACGAUUUUAGUGCGACACGCGAAAGGAAAACGUGCGAGGGAUUUAGAAAGAAUCGAACUUUUGCUUCAGAUGCAACCGUGGUCGGUCACUCGAGAGUUUCUCGCAUACGCGGCUGGGAAAGGUGUUUUGCACAUCGACAACUCAAAAAAGAUUCGGAAAGAAACUGGGAAGUUCUGGCAUUACGUCCGAAGACUCACGAAACCACCGCCGCCGGAAGAACUUCGUCCAAAAGUACAACCAGGAACAGUGACUGGUACCGCGGCAGAUUUAAGAAAACUUACCAUGCCGCAAGCAGCGCGCAUCUUGAGAAACUUUGGUAUAGAAGAUGAAGUCAUUUUAAAACUCGAACGAUGGAAGCGCAUCGGUUUGAUUCGGGAAUUGUCAGGCGCCGCCACUGCGGAUGGGAACGCGACGCAUCAGAACAUGUCCAGGUUUGCGAGAAGUAUCAAACUUUCCGAAGUGCAACAAGUCGAGGAACUCAAGGAAACGUCCAAUUUUCUUUUCAAACGGCAAUGGAGAAAACUCGCCAGGAGAGAUCGAAAGAAGAGAGCGGACGGAGACGACGACGAUUCAUCAUCUGGGGGUGAUACGGACGAUGGUUUAAACGCUUUGUGCUCCGAUACGGAAGAUAGCGACGACGAGAGCGAUGAAAACCGAUCGGAUUCAGACUCGGACUCUUUGGCGGCAGAAUUAGAGGCGGAGUUGGCGAUGAAAGCGAGAGGACCAACUGAAGAGGAAGAUGCUGCUGAAUUAGACAAGUUGCGCAACGAACUCGGCGCUGGUAUUGGUGCAGAAGAUCCUGCAAAACUUCUGGAGCGCGGCAUUAUCCCAAUAGGGAAGAAAUUACGUUUGAAACGUAUCACAACGCAUACGUUUCCGGAUGGUCGACAAGCGACGGUGGAAGAAGACAUCACCGACGUCGCCGGAGAAGCUUGGAUGCAAGUCAGAGCGCAAGGAAAGAAGGCGUCUGAGGAAGCGGCUACGCAAGCGCUCGCGGCUGUGGGUAGAGACAAACCUCCUGAUGCGCCUGAUGAAGCACCUCCUGAAAAGAAGGCGGCUCCAAAAAAACCAGUCACGUUUGCAGAUAAAGCAGACGAGGAAAGAGCAGAGUGGGUGCGACUUCGAAAACGCGCAAAGGAACGGGCACGACGCGCAAAGGAGAAAAUCUCAAAGCUGGCAGCACAAGGUUUACUCCUCGAUGGCGAGUUGGACGAUGAGGAGAUGCCGGAUAUGAAACCAGUUCCUGGCCAAGGCUUGAAACUCAGUUUGAAUGCGUCGAGAAUCAAAGCCGCUGCGCAACGCAGCCACUCGACGCCAGGUAGCGGUCAACCGAGGAAAAAGCAAGUGUAUAAACCGAGACCAGCCAAGCCUUUAUGGAUACAACUCAGUGAUCUCACCGAAAUAGUCAUCAAAAAUAGGCAGUUCGGUCAGGUUUUCGGGACGCCGGUACUUUUAGAAGAUUACACGAAUUAUAUCGAAACACCGGUGGAUUUGAACACGAUCCUCAAGAAAGCGCGAGGAAACGCGUACGGCACCGUCAUGGAAUGGUUCGCGGAUAUUGCUCUGAUUGAAUCAAAUGCAAAGGCUUACCAUGAAUCCGAACAGGAGGUAAAGAUGCGCAUAGAUUGGGUACCGGCAUUGGCUACAAAACUCGUCAAUUUUGUCCAAACGCUCCUCGAUCGACCGUACACCAGGCGCGACUUGAAGAAAGCGGACCACACGUACUCGCCGCAGGAAGACGACGGCGACGACGAUCAAGGAGAAGAGGAGAAAAAAAGUAGCGGUUUGACGCAAACGCAACCAAAGAUGAAGAUGAAGUUUUCGUUCAAGAUGAAGCCGAAAGUGGAAGAAAGUGGUGGUGGUGGCCCGGCGGAAACUACGAACACGGCGACCGAAACAGGGGAGGACGGCGGCGCGACGACUGGUUUAGAAACGCUCACCACGGGUGGUGGCUUAGACGACGACGAGAACGACGACGACGAGGAAGAAAACGAAGCCGAGGGUGGUCGUCAAGGUGCUGGUGAUGGGAACUUAGACGCCGCAGGCAACUUAGAUUAA
Messenger RNA from Bathycoccus prasinos, 5229 nucleotides. RefSeq lists its product with no specific name. Bases 1 to 5229 code for a protein of 1742 amino acids. Gene Ontology annotation, biological process: transcription by RNA polymerase II; RNA polymerase II preinitiation complex assembly. Gene Ontology annotation, molecular function: RNA polymerase II general transcription initiation factor binding; RNA polymerase II general transcription initiation factor activity; TBP-class protein binding. The transcript has a single exon. NCBI's taxonomy places the organism in Eukaryota, Viridiplantae, Chlorophyta, Mamiellophyceae, Mamiellales, Bathycoccaceae. The record is from RefSeq and is a predicted model, not a curated record. Gene Ontology annotation, cellular component: transcription factor TFIID complex.